Molecule: messenger RNA, 2202 nt
Organism: Williopsis jadinii
Lineage: Eukaryota; Fungi; Ascomycota; Saccharomycetes; Phaffomycetales; Wickerhamomycetaceae
Exons: 1
Coding region: 439-2064 (541 amino acids)
Source: RefSeq, a predicted model, not a curated record
CAAUUCACUGGCGAGCGUGAUAGUGUUAAUUUGUGAGUGAGAGAGAGAGAGAGAGACUUUGAGAACAUUUGUGACGUAAUCUCAAUUCCGGUGCGCCAGCCAGCUUCUUUUACUUAUGAACUCCAAAGAUUGGUUUCCCUUCCGUUCUCAUAUCGAGCUGACAUGGACGAUCAGCAAGAUGGCCUUUGUGUAACAGAUCAGAGAGACGUUUGUGGCAUCAGAGUCAGUAUGUCUACGGCUGGUUUUGUGUCACUUUUCUGGUGAAUCUUUUGACACAAAGAAGAUAAAUAAACGGGCUGUUCCCAGUUCCCUCCUUUCUUUCUCAUACCGUCUACUUCACUACCAGUUUACCUUCUUAUCAGAUUAUUCUGCCUGAGGAAAACGUCUAUCGAUACUACAAACUCGUUUGUACACAUCACAGCUACUAUAUUAAGCGACAUGAACUCCAUUACUAUCGAGCAAAGCUUCCAACAGACUUCUGAGAAGUCCAGUCGCCAAUCUUCUGGCACCGCAGUUGUUGACCAAGCAUAUGCUGAAUCCGCUGCACACUCUGAUGAGGUUCCUUACCAGCAUGGUGGGAUCCUCAGAAGAGAUCGUGACCAUUCAAGACACUCUUGGAGAUCCAUCAUCGCCAAGAAGUCUCAUCAUGGUGUGAGAGACUGGUUGAAGUUGCACAUCACCAAGGUGACUGUUAAGGAUGAAGACAACUCCACACUGAAUGUGUCGGCUCGUCGUGACUCCGAAGCCGUUACUAUUGAGUUGGUGAGCUUCUUCAACAAUGAUGAGUCUUCCGGUCCUAAUGUCUCCAUGGAGACUACGGUUUCCGGUGUUGAGAAUAAAAUGAGCAAGAGAACCUUGGUUAAGUCCUGGUUCAAACGAAAACCACGCAGUAUACACACCAACAAUUACUCCAAUGUUACCACCGGAAAUGAGAAUAACGACAACAACACAGUCAACCAACAGCUUACAGGAAACAACGUUGCUGCCUAUCUUACACCAUUGACUGUUUCAACAACAGAGACUGGUUUUGCUAUUUACAAUGAUACUAUUGCUACAACUACGACUACUGACGCCAUGGUGAACAACAUUUCAAAUGCUACAACUGAUACCGACAAUAUUAACUCUAAACUCAAGCGCAAAAGGGAAUUUACAUUUUUCAAAGACAGUUUCAAGAAGUCUGUUGAUGAUUGGAGAAUCAAGAGACAGAGAGUGGAGUCCAAAUUUGAGGUCCAAGAGGAAACUUGUGAAGAAGAGGAUACUGAAGAGGCUGCUGACCACGAUACUAACGAUUAUACUAACGACUACACCGACCAUGAUUCCGAUUACGAAGACUACACUGACCACGAUUCCGAUUACGAAGACUACACUGACCACGAUUCCGAUUACGAAGACUACAGUGAUGAUUCCUUCCGUUCCAAUGGUACAUAUGACCCCGUUACUGUUUUGGUUCCAACUAUCAGGGAAGGAAGAUACAUGAUUUCCACAUUGAAGAAUAGCAUCAUGGAGGGAGAAACAAUCAAGAGUGUUUAUGGUAAAGAGGAUGAUUAUAUUUCAGAUGACGAUAAACCAUUUGAUAUCAAAGAUCCACGGUGCUUUGGGAUCGAGCCCGAGGAGGAGGAAUAUUACGAGGAACCAACACUCUACUCGAAGAUUAAAUUUGAAGAUUUUUCAGAGGUUGUUUUCUACAACGGGUCUGGAACUUUGAGACAGAUCAGUUCUAAGAAUGAGAGCCGCUCUAUCAAAUUGCAAGGCGUUGCUCAUUCUGAAAACACCGAGAAGUACUUGGAUGGUGCAAAGGAUUUGACGCUUGAAUCGUCUCUGACCAUCGAGCCAAGAUCCAUUUUGAAAUCCAAGGUUAACAAAAACCGUAUUGAUGAGACCAUCAGACUGGAGGAGUGUGAGGAAAUUGGUCUUGAAGACUUCUUGAACACUUUAGACGAUCAGGAAGAGGAGAGAAAUGAAGUACUUGAUUAUUUGUACAAUAUCAGGGACAGACAAGUUGUUGAAUAUUAUAUGAAUAUUUCCAAGUCUAGUACUACCACUGCUGGUGGUGCUCUGGAAUGAUGGUUAUAACCAAAACUUAUGUGUGUGUCUUUAUGACUAUUUGUUUCUUACAAAAAAAAAAAAAAAAAUUGUGUUUUUUUAUCUUAUUUCUAUUACAAAAAAAAUUAUGAUACUAUGUGUUUAGUUAUUAUGAUUCUA